CCAACAACAGGAGCUCUUUGUUUUUCAUACGCUAAAACCACUCUAUUGACAUUUUCAUCUCUUCCAAAACUCCAUUUUUAAUCACACAUACAAAAAAAAAAAAAAAGGGAAGUGGCAUAAUGGCUUUAUUGUUGUCAAAAUCAAGAAAAUUGAUCUGUUUGAAACCCAAGAUUGGAUUUUUAUCAUCUGUUUAUCAUAAUCAUACUCUUAUAUCACCAAAUCUGAGAACCCCAUUUCGAAUUCUUGGUUUAAAUCAAUCUCAUUUUGCAUAUUUCCGUUUUGGAUCAACCAAAGCUCAAACACAGUUAAAUCCCAUGCACAGCAUUCAUAAUGAUUCCCAGGUCCUCGAUUUCCCUGGAGGCGAGGUCAAAUUCACCUCACAUUUGAACUUUAUUCCUGAAACAAGGGAGGAGAGAGUACACUGUUACCGGGUCCUUGAUGAUGAUGGUUACCCAAUCACUAACGAUUUUGCACAGAUUGAAAAGGAAGUUGCGUUGAAAAUAUAUACUGAUAUGGUCACACUUCAAACAAUGGAUACAAUCUUUUAUGAAGCACAAAGACAAGGACGGAUAUCUUUCUAUCUUACCACAGUUGGAGAAGAAGCUAUCAACAUUGCAUCAGCUGCUGCACUUAAGACCGACGAUUUCAUCUUUCCACAGUAUAGGGAGUCCGGAGUUCUAUUAUGGAGAGGGUUUACCAUUCAAGAAUUUGCCAAUCAGUUGUUUGGAAACAAAAACGAUUAUGGAAAAGGCAGGCAGAUGCCUAUCCAUUACGGAUCUAAUAAGCACAAUUAUAUUACUGUUGCAUCAACAGUAGCUACUCAGCUUCCACAUGCUGUUGGUGCUGCCUAUGCUCUAAAGAUGGACGCGAAAAAUGCAUGUACAAUUGUAUAUUUUGGAGAUGGAGGAUCUAGUACGGGAGAUUUUCAUGCUGCUCUGAACUUUGCCGCGGUGUUAGAUGCACCCGUUAUCUUUUUCUGCCGGAACAAUGGGUUUGCCAUAAGCACACCUGUUAGUGACCAGUUUAGAAGUGACGGUGUUGUUACCAAAGGACAGGGCUAUGGAAUUCGUAGUAUUCGUGUGGAUGGUAAUGAUGCUCUUGCUGUUUUCACUGCUGUCCAUGAGGCACGAAAAAUGGCUGUUAAUGAAUGUAAACCUAUUCUAGUUGAGGCUCUUACUUAUAGAGCAGGACAUCAUUCGACCUCAGAUGACUCAACCAAAUAUCGUCCAGCUAAAGAAAUCGAAUGGUGGAGAAGAGAAAGAGACCCUGUAAGCAGAUUUAAGAAAUGGAUUGAAAGAGAAGGCUGGUUGAACCCUCAGGUUGAAUCCGACCUUCGCAGUAAUAUCAGAAAGCAGGUACUGCAAGCCAUUCAAGUUGCAGAAAAACAAGAGAAGCCCCCAAUUAAGGAUGUAUUUACAGAUGUAUAUGAUGUUUCUCCAGCCAACCUCCAAGAACAAGAAGUAUCUAUUCGUGAAACAGUUCGAAAACACCCACAGGAUUAUCCUACUGAUGUUCCUGUCUAGUUGAAACUGCUUAAAGAGUUUUAAUGUAAUUAGCAAAGUUGUUGCAUAUCUCUCAAGAGGGACCAUUCUUAUUAAGAAAAAUGAUUCCACAAGGAAAUAAUUAAUUGA
This is a messenger RNA of Solanum lycopersicum (tomato), 1631 nucleotides long. Its product is annotated as 2-oxoisovalerate dehydrogenase subunit alpha 2, mitochondrial. Gene Ontology annotation, biological process: branched-chain amino acid catabolic process. The record is from RefSeq and is a predicted model, not a curated record. NCBI's taxonomy places the organism in Eukaryota, Viridiplantae, Streptophyta, Magnoliopsida, Solanales, Solanaceae. Gene Ontology annotation, molecular function: oxidoreductase activity, acting on the aldehyde or oxo group of donors, disulfide as acceptor.